UUCUCUCGCCCUUUGCAUUCCCCUUCUACACUCCACGAGCUUUCUUUCGCUCCACACCUUCCUUCUUCCUACACCCAGUUCAUAUUCUGCACAUCACCAUGUUCGCCAAGCUCGCUGUUGUCUUCCUUGCUUUUACCGGCGCCUCGCUCGCCCUCCCGACCCGCUCCAUCGAGGCGCGCAACGUCGGCAGGGCGACUUACUACGAGCCGGCUGGCGGCUACGGCGCCUGCGGCAACGUCCUCCAGAACACCGACAUGGUCGUCGCUCUCUCCGCCGACCAGUACCUCGCUGGUGCCAACUGUGGCAAGCAGCUCACUGCAACCCACGCCGGCAAGUCCGUCACCGUCACCGUGGCCGACCUGUGCCCCGGCUGCGCCGCCAACGGCCUCGACCUCACCAGCGCCGCCUUCCAGCAGCUCGCUGCGCUCGGCGAGGGCAACAUCGACGUCGACUGGAGCUUCCUUUGAAU
Schizophyllum commune H4-8 is the source of this 469-nucleotide messenger RNA. Its product is annotated as Non-catalytic module family EXPN protein. The record is from RefSeq and is a predicted model, not a curated record. NCBI's taxonomy places the organism in Eukaryota, Fungi, Basidiomycota, Agaricomycetes, Agaricales, Schizophyllaceae. Bases 99 to 467 code for a protein of 122 amino acids. The transcript is spliced from 4 exons.